Messenger RNA from Drosophila biarmipes, 3002 nucleotides. Its product is annotated as GATA-binding factor A. Lineage: Eukaryota; Metazoa; Arthropoda; Insecta; Diptera; Drosophilidae. Gene Ontology annotation, biological process: positive regulation of transcription by RNA polymerase II; negative regulation of transcription by RNA polymerase II; cell fate commitment. The transcript has 4 exons. Gene Ontology annotation, molecular function: RNA polymerase II cis-regulatory region sequence-specific DNA binding; DNA-binding transcription factor activity, RNA polymerase II-specific; zinc ion binding. The record is from RefSeq and is a predicted model, not a curated record. Bases 923 to 2401 code for a protein of 492 amino acids.
UCCAACCGGAAGCCCAAAGGCAGCGCGCUCUCUCGCCAGCCCACUCCAUCUUGUCGCUGUGUGUUUGUGUGUGUAUGCGCCGCGUGAGCUUCCCCAUUCCAAUCAGAACGCGAGCGCAAGGAGUCGCCGUCGAAUUCGGAAUUCCUCGCCUUCAGUUGGAUUCCGAACGUUUAUGCGCGACACGCGAAACGCAGCGAAUGAGGCGAGCGAAACGCGAAUUGCCGUCGCCAAAAAGUAAAACCGCAAGCAAACGAAAAAGUGAUAUACUGUUCGAUCGAAAGCAGCAAACAUCCAUCAAUCGCUUCGAACCUGGAAAACUCGCACUUCUAAUAGCCGCAUUUUGAUUAAUUAAACGAGUUUCGGUUCUCGCAGCCGCCGCCGCCAUUGGUCAUCAUCUCGUAUCUUGUAUCUCUGAGAUACAGCUAACUAGCUGGCUAGCUGACCAUGCCGAAAGUGUAUCUGUGAGUGCUGUGUAUCCAUCGGCUGUCUGUGAAUCUCGUGUGAUUUGUGGCGCUUUCCUAGACAGCAGACACCGCCACCAUUCAAAAUCAAAUCAAAACAAAGACCCACAAAACGUUCGCGGUGAAAACAAUGAAUGCGAUUUAAAGGCAGUUUACAUUUCCGUUUAAACGCCCAACAAAAAGGCCAUUAGGUGCCAUAACUGCCAAUUGGCAUACGAAUCUUGAUUAGCAUAAAUCAAGCAAGGCAAUUGGAGAGUCGUUGAGAUACAAAACGGAGGGAAAGAUACAGAUAUUCGCUGCUGGUGCCAAACUAAUCCACAUCGGAUCAGUUGUCGACCCGCGACUAUCCGCACUUCAGCGGCGACCAUCAGAACGUGACGCUGCCGUUUGCCUCUGCCUCCGGAUCCUCAGCCGCAUCCACCUCCUCAUCCGCCUCAGCCUCCCACGCCGCCGCCGUAAAGAUGUACCACAGCAGCGCCGUAGCGGCAUACACGGACCUGGCUGCCGCUGGGAGUGCGGCCAGUGCCGGAGUGGGGGUCGGGGUGUCCGGCUACCACCAGCAGGCAGUGAACGCCCCCGUCUACGUGCCCUCCAAUCGCCAGUACAACCAUGUGGCCGCCCAUUUUGGCAGUGCUGCUGCCCAGAAUGCCUGGACCACGGACAGCUUUGGAUCUGCGCAUGCGCAGCUGCCGGCGCAGUUCUAUUCCCCCAACGCCGCCGUGAUGAUGGGCUCCUGGCGAAGUGCCUACGAUCCGUCGGGCUUCCAACGCUCCUCGCCCUACGAGAGCGCCAUGGACUUCCAGUUCGGCGAGGGACGCGAGUGCGUCAACUGUGGCGCCAUAUCCACUCCGCUGUGGCGACGGGAUGGAACUGGUCACUACCUGUGCAACGCCUGCGGGCUUUACCACAAGAUGAACGGAAUGAACCGGCCGCUGAUCAAGCCCAGCAAGCGCCUGGUGAGUGCAACUGCCACCAGAAGAAUGGGUCUAUGCUGCACAAACUGCGGCACACGAACCACGACACUUUGGCGGCGAAACAACGACGGCGAGCCCGUGUGCAAUGCCUGCGGACUGUACUACAAGUUGCACGGUGUCAACAGACCCCUGGCCAUGCGCAAGGAUGGCAUCCAGACGAGGAAGCGGAAGCCCAAGAAGACGGGCAGUGGCUCGGCGGGGGGAGCGGGCAGUGGGUCCGGUUCGGGAUCCACCUUGGAGGCCAUCAAGGAGUGCAAGGAAGAGCACGAUCUCAAGCCCUCGCUUAGUCUGGAGCGGCACAGCCUCGGCAAACUGCAUGCGGAUCUGAAGAGCAGCUCCAGCAGUAGCAGCACCUUGAUGGGGCACCACAGCGCCCAGCAGCAGCAGCAGCAGCAACAGCAGCAGCAACAACAGCAGCAGCAGCAACAGCAGGCGGCCCACCAGCAAUGCUUUCCCCUCUACGGCCAGGCGACGACGCAGCAGCAGCACCAGCAGCAUGGUCACGGGAUGACGCCCAGCUCCGCCCAGUCCCAGUUGAGUGCCCGCCAGCUGCACGGGGCGGCAGGAUCGCAGCUCUACACGCCCGGCAGCAGUGGCUCGGGCGGAGGAGGCAGUGCAUCCGCCUACACCUCGCACAGUGCCGAGACGCCCACCCUGAGCAAUGGCACUCCGUCGCCCCACUACCAGCAUCACCAUCACCUGGGUGGAUCCCACGGUCAUCAUGUGACGGCGGCGGCCCAUCAUCAUCUGCAUGCAGCCGCAGCUGCCGCUGCCUAUGGAGUGAAAACGGAGGCGAGUGCCACCAACUACGACUAUGUGAACAACUGCUACUUCGGGGGCACCUUCGGGGCCCUGGGAGGAGCUGCCUCCACGGCGGCCAUGGCGGGCGGAGCGGCCAGUGAGCUGGCCGGCUAUCAUCACCAGCACAACGUCAUCCAGGCGGCCAAGCUGAUGGCCACCUCGUAAGGUUCUGGACACUGGACACUGGCUCUGUGAUGUGAUCUCCCUCCUCCUCCUCCUCCUCACCAGCUGCACCCCACCUGGAAGCCCGCACCAUGGCAUUGAAAAGACUUUAGACCUAUUUAGCCUUAGUACUAAUCAGCUCCGUUUGCAAGUCUAAUUUUUAUAAAGUUAAGCUAUAUCUCAAGGGUUCCAUAUUUACUUUUGCUAAUCCUAAAUCUUAAAUCUUUCAGGAUAUGUUAAAAUUUAAUUCAAAUUAGAAAUGCAAACGGGGUGUUUCUAGGUUAAGAUGUGCUAGUUUUUAUGUCUUGUAAAUAGCUAAUGGCAAUUCUCGUUGUACAAAUCUACUUCUAUAUGUUUGUGCUAACCAUAGAGUUUUAUAUAUAUGUGUGUACAGAUAUCGUUUAUCGCUUUGUUUAUAAUGUAGUUGCAUUUAGGUCUUAACCGUAACUCUUGUUCGUCUAGCUUAAAUAUUCGAUGUGCACUUCGCACUCCCCACCCACCCUUUUCAUAGAACAUUUAGCUGUAAUCGUACUUGGUAGUAUAGUAUUAUUUUAACUCUGCUCCUUUAAAUAUCAAAGCUGAAUAAAGAUUGUAUUACAACGUA